Molecule: messenger RNA, 1590 nt
Organism: Leptopilina heterotoma
Lineage: Eukaryota; Metazoa; Arthropoda; Insecta; Hymenoptera; Figitidae
Product: SCAN domain-containing protein 3-like
Exons: 3
Coding region: 1-1590 (529 amino acids)
Biological process (GO): DNA integration
Molecular function (GO): nucleic acid binding
Source: RefSeq, a predicted model, not a curated record
AUGGUACACUAUAAUGAACUAAUAAAAGAAGAAGUUGAGGAAGCUAAAGAAAAAACGAAAAAGUCAUCUCUUGAUUACAGACGUCUUAACCGGUAUGCAGUGUUGUGUAUUGGUGGAAUUAAAAAAUUGAUUAAGCCAACAGUUAGUGACUCAACGGAUAUUAAAUAUUAUGUAUCAAAUUGUGAACUUUUCGAUAUAAUUUAUGAAGCGCAUAUAAAUUGUGGUCACGGUGGUCGAAAUAGAUUAGAAAAAGCUCUAAAUGCUAAGUAUGCAAAUGUUUGCCGAGAAAUUAUACUAAUUUUCCUCAAAUUGUGUGUAGUGUGUCAAAAGAAGAAAAAUCAUCCAAAAAAAGGUCUCGUUGUAAAACCGCUUUUGUUUAAAGAAAUUAAUGUUAGAGCACAAGUCGACCUAAUUGAUAUGCAAACAUGCAAAGAUGGUGAUUUCAAAUUCAUUUUAAAUUACCAAGAUCAUUUGACUAAAUUCAUCAUGCUUUAUCCAUUAAAAACAAAAACUGCUGAGGAAGUGGCGCAUUGUUUGUUGAAUAUUUUCUGUACCCUGGGAACGCCUUCUGUCCUGCAAUCGGAUAAUGGUCGGGAAUUUGUCAACAAUAUCAUUGAAGCGUUGAAAGACAUGUGGCCUGAUUUGUCAAUAGUCCAUGGGAAACCGAGACAUUCAAAGAGAAGAAAAGCACAUAUCGGGAUUCAAUCAAUACCACAUUCUAUGAAGUUUUUGCUGCGAACAGAAGAAGAUUUGGAGAAAAUUUUAGAUAAUAAAAUUGACAACAUCGAUGAAAACUCCGAAGCCGUUGAUGACAGACAAGUAGAAAAUUCGACAUCUUCAGAACAUUUGCUGUGUUGCGUUUGUGAAUUAGAAACUUCCGGUGCACAUAAAUGCAACAAAUGUCAAAGGUACGUUCAUAUUAUUUGCGGUGUCAGUGGAACUGAAUCUGAAGAAGGUUUUGGAUCUCAGUUGCUGUGUACUCUUUGUUUUAAUAAAAUUCAAAUGUGCACCAACAAAGAGAAGGCAUUAGAGGGACUGACAGUGCAAGCGGAGGAAAUGAAAGAAAUCUCCAAUAAAAAAUUUUCUGAAAUCGCAAUUGGUACUUCUGCCAAGAUACCGAUUCCAAGCGUAGAUAGAGGUAAGGGAGAUUCUCGCAGCGUAAUUGGGAUUGUGAUGGAAGUGUCUGCAGAGGGUUAUUACAAAAUAGGAACUAAGCAUGGUAUAAUUAGAUCUUUAUAUUCGAGAAACCAACUUUCUUCUUGCGAUGAGAAAUUUUUAAACCUCGAAGAAGUUCCCAACAAACCAGUUUCUCUGCGACACAUUAAUGGCGAAGAGUCUCUGUUUGGGUUGCAAGGAUUCAUUAAAUCGAUUUGGGCACUCCGCAGUUUGUCCGCCAACACUUGGGCAAAGUACAAUAUAAAAACAAAAUUUAAGACUUUGCCCAAAGCAGCUUGGGCACUCCGCAGUUUGCCCGCCAACACUUGGGCAAAGUACAAUACAAAACCAGUAUUUCGGACUUUGCCCAAAAGUGCUCGGGCAAACUGCGAAAUGACCGGUCAAUCCGCGAAUUGCCCGCACUCCGGACUUUGA